This is a messenger RNA of Symbiodinium sp. CCMP2592, 561 nucleotides long. Lineage: Eukaryota; Dinophyceae; Suessiales; Symbiodiniaceae. The record is from the annotation of a GenBank genome assembly.
AUGAGCUGCUCCAAGCGGGAAAAGAUUUGCGCUUGCACUUGUCACCGACGCAGACGGCUGGCUCCCAGCAGUGUGAGCCUCGCGCCAGCCCGUGGGGACAUGGAGAGGUGGGAGGAGAGUGGAAGUCCUGGGUCGAGUCUGAGUCCUCCGAUUCUACCAGCGGUCGCUCGCAGGCGAACAGCAGCUGCUUUUCUUCUUCUUGACUCUCCCGGAGAAGAUGAGCAGGCUUUGCUGACUCUUUGUAGCCAAGGACACGAUGAUGCCCAGACAGUUCCCGGCCACAAGCACCGGCUAGCUUCAAGUUUCAGCGGUCACGGAAGCCACUCUGACGAAGCGAAGGCUGUCGCCGGAGAUCUGGGCCAGUUCCUUCAUGACCCAUCAAAGAUCGCAGAUGCUUCUGCAUGGGCCAAGCUGAUGACCGAUGUAGCCGUGGUGGCAAACUUCGGUGCAUUGAUUCUGACGUUUCUCGGGGCCGCCUACCAUGCGUAUGGCUAUGUCCAACUCCGCAAUGCCCAGAAACAGGCAUCUCGCUCGCAAGGAGGAGGCGGAGGACACCAUUGA